Drosophila willistoni is the source of this 924-nucleotide messenger RNA. Its product is annotated as 23 kDa integral membrane protein. NCBI's taxonomy places the organism in Eukaryota, Metazoa, Arthropoda, Insecta, Diptera, Drosophilidae. Gene Ontology annotation, cellular component: membrane. The record is from RefSeq and is a predicted model, not a curated record. The coding region runs from base 80 to 769 and encodes 229 amino acids. The transcript is spliced from 5 exons.
ACGAACCCGUUAGGUUCCUUCAAGACCGUGCUACGAUUUCACAAAUAUAUAUAUAUAUAUAUAAAUAACUUUUGCCAAAAUGGAUUGCGGUGCGGUAUUUGUUAAAUAUGUUCUGUUCAUAUUUAAUAUAUUGUUUGUGAUAUGCGGCAUUUUACUUAUCACAUUUGGGUCCAUUAUGGUCUCAACGAUCAAGGACUUUACCAGUUUGGAUGCCACUUUUACGGCAAAUAGUGUGGCUAUUAUUAUCUUGACCUUGGGUUGCCUUAUCUUUGUGGUUGCAUUUUUGGGCUGCUGUGGAGCCAUACGGGAAAAUGCAUGUUUUUUGACCACGUACUCUGUGAUUAUGCUGGUAUUGUUGAUUAGUCAGCUCAUUUUAAUUAUCUUUGUAUGGGUCGAGCAUGUACAAAUUGGUCAGAGUUUGGAGAAAAUUGUGGAAACCAUAUGGGAUCAACGCAAGAGUUCGGAUGGCAUUCUCCUCGAUACAAUGCAAAGAACUUUCAAGUGCUGUGGCCUUCAUAAUGCUGCCGAUUAUCUAUCACUAACCGUUCCGGCCUCGUGCUGUGAUUCUCCGACAAAUGGCAGCUGCAGUGCUGCUACUGCCGUAUUCCGUCCGGGUUGCCUCAGUGCCGUUGAUGACGUUUGGGAUACAAAUGCCAAUAUUAUCAAAUAUGCCGGCUUGGGUGUGACUGCCAUUGAGUUGGUGGCCUUUAUCUUUGCUUGCUGUCUGGCUAAUCAGACCCGCAAUAAUGCCAGACGACAGAACUACUAAACUUUGAAUUCUCCAAAUGUAUCUCUUUUAUAAAUAUUUCAUAAGUUAAUCUAAUAAAAUAAAAAUGUAUUAAAAAAGAGAUACAAAUACAUACGUUUGAUUUGUAUUAAUCUCAGUUUAAACUCAAAUACAUAUGUGCUUAAAUGGUUAAUGUA